UUUUUUUCAGGGGAAUGCACCCACACCCAAAAUCCUACAGGUAAAGCCAACAAGGUCCGCUGAUAACAUGGCAGCACCAACACAGAAGCCCAAGAGUGAUGUCAAAAAAGAGAAGAAUGCCACUUCAGCAGAGGAAAAGAUGAUGAACAGGACUUUCUACAUCAUUUUUAUUUCUCUUGUCAUUGAUCUUUUGGCUUUCACAGUCAUUUUGCCUCUGCUCCCAUCGCUGUUGGACCAUUAUGGCAGCAGUGACACACAAGGUCUCUAUACAUUCAUGAAAAGUUUCAUUGGCAGCUUCAGAGAAUUUGUUGGAGCACCUGAUACGCCCAAAUGGAAUUCUGUUCUUUUUGGUGGUAUUAUUGGCUCUUUAUUUUCCUUUCUGCAAUUCCUGUCCACUCCUAUUAUUGGUGCAGCUUCAGAUGUCUAUGGGAGGCGUCCUGUUAUGCUACUUUGCAUGGUUGGAAUUGCAUUGUCAUACGUUGUGUGGAUGCUGUCAAGCAAUUUCACUCUGUUUGUCCUUGCUCGUGUUAUUGGAGGCAUCAGCAAAGGAAACAUCAGUCUCAGCACUGCCAUAGUAACAGAUGUUUCCACACCAGAAAAGCGAGGCAGGGGAAUGGCACUGGUUGGCAUUGCAUUUUCCAUUGGUUUUGUUUUUGGACCUACAAUUGGAGCGAUAUUUUCAUUUAUUGACAAAGAAAGUGAUCAGUUUUAUGUUCUUCCUGCCAUCUUUUGCAUUGUGCUUGCGGUUGCAGAUAUUUUAUUUCUCUUUAUGUUCCUGCAAGAAACACUGCCAGAGAGCAAACGAUCAAAAACAUCAGUUCUUGCCAGCUCUUUUGAACUUAUCAAUCCAAUAUCUUUAUUCCAAUUUGCAAGUGUGAAGAACAUUCCUAAUUCUGACAAACAAAUGGUACAAGGCUUAGGAGGUGUCUACUUUUUGUAUCUCUUUAUAUACUCAGGAAUGGAAUUUACAUUGCCAUUCUUGAUGCACAACAGAUUCAAUUAUAACAGCAUGCAACAAGGAAAGAUUUUCUUUAUUGGAACUCUAAUGGCUUUAAUACAGGGAGGUUAUGUUCGGCGUGUGAAACAAGGGAAAGAGACCAGAGUUGUUGCUCAGGGAAUUUUUGUAUUGAUUCCUUCCUUUGUGAUAAUGGCAUUCACCAACAAUAUCAUCUUGAUGUACAUCGCUUUAGCACUUUUCUCAUUAGCUUCAGCAACAGUGGUUCCUUGCCUGACAACUCUGAUAUCAGUGUAUGGAGGUGCUGACCAGAAAGGAAAAGUCAUGGGAAUUUUUCGGUCUUUAGGGUCAUUGGCCCGUGCUACAAGUCCUGUCUUUGCUUCCACAGUAUAUUGGUGCUUUGGAGCAGAGGCAUGCUACCUUUCAGGCAGUCUUCUAAUGGUGAUACCAUUACUACUUGCUGCUCAGCAAAGGAAACAAAAAGCUUGAGAAGUCUGUUCACAUUAAAAUCAGUAAGAUUGGGAUGCAAAUGUUCCAAUGCCAAAGUCUGUCUUUGUUCUAUGGGUAUUUAUGGAAUUGAUAAAAAGAAGUAUUUGGUAGACAGAUGAUUUGGUUGGUUUUUUUUUUUCUAAAACAUAGACUGUAAGCAACCAACUUACCGGGCUGUUUGGAAGGUAGUCUUUUACCUGCUUACUUCUGUUUCCAUAUGGAGAAUUUUUUAUGGGCUGUUUUUUGGUGUUUUUUUUUAAUUUACAGCUAUUCAUAUUAAGUAUCAAAUGGCUUUUGUACAUAUAUCAGAUAUUUGAAAUAUUUUUGGAUGGAAAAUAUUUUAUAACCACCAUACAAAUAUGGAUUUUUUAAUCUCAAAAAUUAUUUUACAACAUAAAACAGUGUUUUGCUGCUGUAAACUACCUUCAGUGCUUACAGAAUUUUUUCUUUUGUAUCUAUCAUGUGGGUGAUGGGAAUUCAGGAGUUGGUUGGUUAGGUAAUUGAGUUUUACACCAUGUUAGCCACUAAGGCUAUAACACGAUGAGAGAAGGUAAUGUUAAUGUUACAUUCAAAGGUUGCAAAAUAAUAAAACCCAGGGUAAUGUAUAACAGUGUUUAUAAUAACAAUGAACACAGCAUAAAAGCAUAAUGUAAAAACAUAGCCAGCAAGAAGAAAUCAGUAACUAUUUAUAAGGGAGGGUGUUUUUUUUUUAAAUGGGAGGGGAGGUGUUGCAGCCACCGAAUAGGCCACGAAUAAAAGCUGUGGAUCAGAUUAAAAGUCCUUAAAUCUUAUAAUAAAGUUUUAUUGUCUUCAAAAAUAUUUUGUAAAAAUGGCUGCUGCUGGAGUACUCUUGAGUAUAGUGAGCUAUGAAAAAUAAAAACUGCUGGCGUACUCAAGGAAGUCUGGACAGGUAACUAAAAUAUGUAACACAGUAAAAUGUUUAAGACACUAUGGGCAGACUGGAGGGGGUUUGCCCUGUAAAAGGUAGGAAUGUGCAGCAUGGUCUGUCCAACCUUAAGUCUGGCCAAUACCACCUCUUCCUGCCAUGCAGAAUGGCCAGGAGGGAAAUUGAGUGGGGUAAUUUUCCAUUUUUAUUAUCAUUAAAUAUACAUUAAACAUGCAGUAUAUGUCUAAUUCAUUUUGCUUAAACUAGUCAAUAAAUGAGUGAGUAAUUAUCCACAAUACAGCUAUACUUUAUUUCAAUAAAGAUGGAAAACAUAAUUUUAUAUUAGUUCUCUGUCUUUCAACACACCUUUUCUAUAAUUGAGCAAGCUUCUUUAUGCCAUCAGAAAAAGAAUGUUUAGCAGCAAGUCAUAUGUAAUAUGUCACAUGUAAUAUGUCAUGCAUAUGCAAGGUAAGUGUAUGUUGGAUAUAUUACACCUCACACAAGUUUAUGGAGGGUUUCAACAGUAUGAGCAAUACAUUCAUAAUUUACAAUAUAUUAAUGGCAAUAGCAUAAUACUGGCAUUAUAUCUCACUGGUGAGAGAUUUUAUUAAUAGUCUUUACCUGAGCUUAUCAUCUGACAGCCAUGUUUGCUUUAAGUCACUGCUUUCUUACCUUUGAUGUCAGUGGGUGAUUAUAACAGGAAAAGGAAAUUUUUUUAAAUAGACAAACUAGACAUUGCAGAUAUUUAGAUAACUGGCUACCACAUGGAGUCGAAAUGAUAAAAGUUUACUGUUCACUCAAGCAAUUGUGGAAUUCAAUAUGCAAUACAAAAAUCACUUUCAGGGCUUAGUAAGUAAUGCAACAUUAUGAGUAACAUGAAAACAUUGUAUGAAAUAGACCUUGGGUUAGGGAGAAAGUGUUUUGGGUUUUGGAGUACUUAACAAUUAUUUGUCAGCUCAGACUGACGUACCUUCAAGAUGUCUCAUGAUUUUGAUUUUAACCUUAUUCUGUUUACUUAAAAAUGUUCACUUGUUAACUUGAUUUUUUUUAUGACAUGUAUAAUGUAUACGAUGUUUGAUUUUUGAAAGUGUACAUGUCUAAAAUGUUAUACUUUUACCAGAAAGAGGAGCAUUUUGUACUUGGUACCACAGUAAAACCUCCCUAUUACGACAUGGAUUUUAAUCCAAAAAAUGGGUCCUGUCUCAGAGGGAUCAUAGUAGGGAAGUUAACCAGUCUGCUUUCAUUCUGCUAACCAUGACUUCAAACACUUAUAAGUUCAAGUUUAUUUAAAUGUUGAAAUAAUGCUCUUAACAACCAUAUCAUCAUACAUUUUUUGUCCUUUUUGCUUUCACUUGGUCAUGCUUAUUCUGCCAUUGUUAGGCUGUAUUGAAGAUUAACCAAAUGUCUACAGAUACAUUUAAUACAAACCUCCAAACUAAAGAAUAAUGAUGACAAAAGCUUUUUUUUUUUUAAUUUAAAAUUUUGUUAUGUGCCAUUGUGUGAUUUGUUUUUUAAAUGUGUAUUGGACUGGGGUUGGGUUUUUUUUAGUAUGAUGGUAGCUAAGCUCGUGCGAACACUGCAUAGCUCUCUUGAUAAUAUUUGACGUUAAUAUAGCUACUCCUGUCAUUGAAGAUCAAUUAAUCUUUUGAAUCUGAAUGGAUUUGACUUUCAGAGUUGAGACAAUAUGUUAGCUAUGACUGGAGUGAUAUGGUUUAGGUUGAAAUUACAGAUUACUCAUAGAACAAGCAGUCUCUUCCAAAAUUUACUUAUUUUACCUAACUUCUGCAGAAAAUCGUAAUCUAGGGUAAGCGGCCUACCAGAAGCAGUCUUUUAAAAUGUACUUAAUUUUUUCAUCAUAUGUUUGCGAAAAGGUCGUAAGCACAACCUGUCAGUUGUAAGUUGUGGGGGGGUUUAUGAUGUUUAUGUAGCAAAAUACAUCUGCGAAAAAAAUGUGUGGGUCAUGAGAGAGGGUUGUAAUCUAGAAGGUCUUAAGAAAGAGGUUUUACUGUAUUAGUUUAUAUGGAUAUUUUACAUUAUUUGUACAAGUUUUAUUCCUCUUAUAUAGAUGGUAUUGAUAAAAAUAUUAACUGACCUGAUCAUUGCUGAAGCUGUAAAUGAUAUAAGUAUUUGUGUGCAUGUUGAUGUAACAAUUAACAGCUUCCUUAUGUUUACUUUUGGUUGAUUUCAAACCAAACAAGCAUUGUGGCAAGCAUUACUCAUGUCAGUCCUUGCAUAUAACACUGUUUUAUGGCACAAGUUUUAUGCAAUUCCCAUAGCGUGUACUACACAUCUGGUCAUGUUUGUUUUUUAUUUUUUUUAAUUCCUGGAGAAUAUGCUCAGAUUGUUUGCAAAUGACAUGGCAAUGACACACCUUAUUAGUGCAAAGAGGUGAAAAUAUAUUUUGAUGAUUGUGAUAUUGCAGCCAUCGUGGUGUACUUCAAAAUGCCUGCUGUUAAAAAUCAAAAGUUAUUUUAAUUUAGAAAUGUUUUAUCGCUAUAAUAAUGAGCAACACUUAAUGAAUUUACCACACUUAAUGUACACUAUUAACCACACAUGCCACAUAAGUGAUAUCUAAUGAGCAAUGAGGUUACUCAGACUCACUUUUUCCACAAGUUUUUGAUGCCGAUGUGUUUCACAGAGAAGGACUAAGAUAUAAUUUGAUGCAAGCAGAAGCAUCCACAGAUUAUUUAUCUGUAGUUCAGAGACAUAAAAAAAUAACUUUUGAUCUCAGAACUCCAAUGUUAUGUUUUAAACCAUUUGUCUUCCAGUAUUUUUGUAAAAAAAAUGCCUCUGUAUACAAUGACACCUGCCAUUAUCAAUGCAAUACCCUCAUAAAUAAGGUGAACAGCCUUAAGAAAAACAAUAGCAACAAUGUGUGACUUAUGAUGAAUGAAAUUCUGUUCCUUCCAUUCUGCACUGAAUGCACUGUGUAGCUGUAUCAAGAUUAUAGGCUCAGCUGGGUGGAAAAUAUUCUAAAAUAAAAUGACAGCAAAAUUGAUUUGUGAAUUAAGUUAAUAUACCUUAGAUGGUUCCUCAGAAAAGGGGCAGAUUUUUCUUACUUGUGCAUGGAUUUAAAUCUUGGUGCUUGGAUUGUCCCAAUCUGUGUCCUUCUUUGUUUUCUUAUCCUUCUUGCACAAUCUUUAUUACCUACUACAGUAGUGGCACAUGAGGAAACAGAGUGCUUAAUCUGAACAAAACUCGAAAAAUCAAUGUCUUCAUUCUGAAUCUGAAAGCCUUAUCAGUAUCAAAACAAUAUUAAAAAGAUGAGGUAUCUAUUUUUCAAGGUACCAGGUCACAACAGGUUACAAACUAGUGGUAAUAACAUAUCCCAAUCAAAAUUAUGUGUAGCCUACAGAGUUUGAUUAAACAAAAACAUGAUUCACAGCUUGUGUACUCUACUGUGAUGUGCAUACACAGAUAACCACCAGUGGCAUAGGAAGAUGCUCAGUUUUGUGGGGGCAAACUCCAUGUUGGCAGUGAACAAUGCUCACAUUCUUGCUUCCUCAGUAACUUUUUUUAGGUGGCCUCUGGUUCCUACACCACUGCCUAUUGUAUCAAUUUGUGAACAGUGGCUGAAGCUCACUCCAUUAGGUGCUGCAUUAAAUGGAAAGAACUGAUAUUUUCUUCUUGAUUAUAUAAUAUUUUAACUACUGAGACACUGUGAUUUUAGUUUGUUAAAAACAGUUGCACAAAGGUAAACAAAAAGAAAAAAGUACAAAUUAUAAAAAAUAUAAAUUGACUGGUUUAAGGUUUAUAUUUUCUCAUCAUUUAUCUAUAUAAAAUUUGUUAUGAAGUAUGUUUUUGAGAACUGGUAAAUAAAUAUUUACUUAUGCACUUCAA
This is a messenger RNA of Pomacea canaliculata, 6170 nucleotides long. Its product is annotated as major facilitator superfamily domain-containing protein 10-like. Lineage: Eukaryota; Metazoa; Mollusca; Gastropoda; Architaenioglossa; Ampullariidae. Gene Ontology annotation, cellular component: brush border membrane. Gene Ontology annotation, biological process: transmembrane transport. Gene Ontology annotation, molecular function: transmembrane transporter activity. The record is from RefSeq and is a predicted model, not a curated record.